AUGAGUUGUGAUACUUCUAAAGAUCAGGUCAUUGCAUCGACUCUCAUGUUAACCUUCUUCGAAAUUUCAAAGGACUGUUCCGAUUCAUGGACUGUGCAUGCCGACUUUGCGCGUAGUUUUCUCUCUUCUCGCCUGAGAGACCGUGAUAGUCUGAAUACAGAGCAGGAGGCCCUGCUCUAUUUUGCCGUGACCUACUUCGUUUCGCACGAUAUCCUGGCGGCAACUGGGGGCACGCUUAUGGAAGCGACUGAAAUGGUUACUGGAAUGUGCAAAUCGGUGGAUAAGUCAACCAUCCUGGCGCUGACUGGUUGUUCAAGAGACCUGCUCAUCCUGAUUUCCGAGAUUAACCAGAUGAGUUCUCUGGUUGGAGAGUCGGAUCGGAAGCAACUUCCAUCCUUGAUACAACAACGUCGAGACAAUGUCGAGAGGCUUCUUCACCAAUUGCACCAAGAUGUUCCUGAAGAAUUUGGUUCAUUUCAGUCUGAGUUUGCUAUCGUUGCUGAGGUAAAGCGACUAGCAGCUAUUUUAUAUCUCUAUUCGAGAAUCGAUAGCGCCGGGCCGCAUGAACCACAUAUGGUCCGAGUGACGUCCCAGAUCCUAUCCCUUAUCCCUAAAAUUUCCCUCCGUACCCAUACGGGUCUUUGGCCUCUAUUCAUAGUAGCUACACUAGGCAUCCGCCCGGAAUGCGAUGAAGAUAGGAAGUUUCUCUUGGGUCAACUCGCUGCGCUUCAACAAACGAGGCAACUGGCGAGCGUGAAGAAAGCCAGAUUGAUCAUCGAAGACGUAUGGAAAUCUCGAGACCUGCGGCCCAAUGAAUCACGAGGGUGGAGCAUUUUACAAGGGAGGAGACACGGUGCCAUCAGCUUGGCAUAA
Molecule: messenger RNA, 873 nt
Organism: Daldinia childiae
Lineage: Eukaryota; Fungi; Ascomycota; Sordariomycetes; Xylariales; Hypoxylaceae
Exons: 2
Coding region: 1-873 (290 amino acids)
Biological process (GO): positive regulation of transcription by RNA polymerase II
Cellular component (GO): nucleus
Molecular function (GO): DNA-binding transcription factor activity; transcription cis-regulatory region binding
Source: RefSeq, a predicted model, not a curated record